Molecule: messenger RNA, 1290 nt
Organism: Euleptes europaea (tarantolino)
Lineage: Eukaryota; Metazoa; Chordata; Lepidosauria; Squamata; Sphaerodactylidae
Product: probable G-protein coupled receptor 34
Exons: 3
Coding region: 1-1290 (429 amino acids)
Biological process (GO): G protein-coupled receptor signaling pathway
Cellular component (GO): membrane
Molecular function (GO): G protein-coupled receptor activity; oxysterol binding
Source: RefSeq, a predicted model, not a curated record
AUGGGGCGAAGCCAGUCUGAGGUUCGCAGGCCCACGGACUGUUUGCCCAGCGCUUCCCAGCUCAGUGCAUCUGUGCCUUCGGCAGCUGGCACGCACCAGCCCAUUCAGCAGCAACCCCUCUCUCUCCCAGCCUCUACUUCUGCCAUCGACCAGGAGCAGCCCCCCAAGCACCACCUGCUCCAGAUUCCACCCCUCCAGAAAGUGCAUCCAGCCCUGAAGCAGCCGGCGAGAGUUACGAGUGCUCCUUUCCCUACUGGUGAAUCUCCAGGGAAAGGCUCCAACAAUUCAGCUUGCGACAUCCAGGACGACCUCUUAGCAGUGACUCUGCCGGUGGUGUAUCCCAUCAUCUCCAUCCUGGGCUUCUUCUUCAACACGCUGGCCCUCUGGGUGUUCCAUUUUGGCACCCAGAAGACAAACUCCAUCACCGUAUACAUGAAGAACCUGGCCCUGACAGACCUCCUCCUUGCCCUCUGCCUGCCUUUCCGGGCAGUAUACCAGAACCAGAGCGGCCCUGCCACGUUCUGCAAGGUGGUCGGCUGCAUCUUCUACCUUACCAUGUACGUCAGCAUCUGGCUGCUCAGCCUGAUCAGCCUGGAUCGCUACCUGAAGAUCAUCUGGCCCCUCCAACAGUUCCGGAUCCACACGGUGAAUCACAGCGCGGCUGCUUCGGGAGUGGUGUGGCUGGUCUGCGGCGCCAUGAUGCUUCCUUUCUUGUUCAGCGUCAGCAAGGAGGAGUCCUGUUCCCACAAAUGCUUCCACUUCAAGUACAGAAGUUCACUGGUGGCAGCACUCAACCUGACCGCAGUAGCCACUUUCUUUGUCUUGCUGGGGUUUUUCCUCUACUCUUAUGGCAAGAUCUCUCUCAAGCUCCGAAGGGUCUCCUUGAGGAAAACGCAGCAGCAGAGCAAGAAGACCAGCGCCCGAGCCGUAUCCAAGACCUUUGUGGUCCUUGCCAUUUUCAUAAUAUGCUUCGCCCCUUACCAUGUGGUCCGAGUGCCCUAUGUUCUUGCCCAGCUAAAGGUCAUCUGUGAUCCAGGGAGCGUGCAAGCCCUGCACCUUGCCAAUGAGCUGGCCCUCUGCAUCUCGGCCCUCAACUGCUGCUUCGACCCGGUGAUUUUCUUCUUCCUCUCCAGCAAUUUCAAGAGAGCAAUGCUGGCCGCCCUGCGCGGGAAACUGAAAGCAGCAUUCCAGAGGAACGAGGGAGUCUUAAACGCUAGAAAAUCCAUCACAGACUCUCGAGUCCACAGAUCCGAGUUACAGAUCGAGGAGGGACCUCUGGAGACGCAGUGA